Molecule: messenger RNA, 2375 nt
Organism: Linepithema humile (Argentine ant)
Lineage: Eukaryota; Metazoa; Arthropoda; Insecta; Hymenoptera; Formicidae
Gene: Rs1
Product: Dead-box helicase Rs1
Molecular function (GO): nucleic acid binding; RNA helicase activity; ATP binding
Source: RefSeq, a predicted model, not a curated record
GUGUUGCGUCCGUUCUGUAUCUGUUGUAUCCACGUGUUGAUAGUUAAUAACCUAAAAACAGCGCGUGUGUAUUAUCACUGGUGGGGCUUUUAAUUUAAAGUAAAAUAAUGAAUAAUUGUGAUUUAAUAAAGACUAUUGAAGAGGAUGAAGAAGUCCCAAAUUAUUCUGAAAAUUCCGACGAGGAAGAUGAUUUUCAACCACGGAAGCAAAAGAAAAAAGAAAAUAAAGACUUUGACUCCAACUUUCAAUUCAUAAGUAAUGCUACCGAAUACAAUCAGGAUCCUUGGAAUGAUUUAAACAAAUAUAUUAAACGAAAACCAAAAACGAAAUUAGAUGAUAAGAUAAAAAAAGCCAGAAAAAACUAUACACAGAAUGGAACUGAGGAUGAUCCUAUUGAACCUGAAGAAAAUGAUGAUGAACUUGAUCAAAAUGAUGAUGAUGAUAUCACUUCAUUAUCCGAGGAUGAACUUAAGAAAGAUAUUUUUAAAACUAAGGAAAGAAAAGGCAAAAAGAAGAAUUCUGCUAAAGAAAAGGAUGAAGAAGUGAUUGAUUUUGAGGAAUGUACCGACUCUCAAACAUAUGCUACAUUUUAUCAAAUGAACUUGUCUAGGCCUUUGUUAAAAGCCAUAACAGCAAUGAAUUUUGUACAACCAACUCCUAUACAAGCUGCUACCAUUCCUGUAGCUUUAAUGGGUCGUGACAUUUGUGGUUGUGCAGCAACUGGAACUGGCAAAACUGCGGCUUAUAUGGUGCCCACUUUGGAAAGAUUAUUGUACAGGCCGCUGAACGGCCCUGCUAUUUCGCGUGUUCUUGUACUUGUGCCUACCAGAGAGCUGGGAGUGCAGGUUUAUCAAGUGACAAAACAGUUAGCUCAAUUUACAACAGUAGAAGUUGGGUUGUCUGUAGGUGGAUUGGAUGUAAAAGUACAGGAAGGUGUAUUGAGGAAAAAUCCAGAUAUUGUGAUAGCAACACCUGGAAGAUUGAUUGAUCAUUUAAAAAAUGCACCCACUUUUUCAUUGGACAGCAUUGAAGUUUUAAUUCUAGAUGAAGCCGAUAGGAUGUUGGAUGAAUACUUUGCUGAACAAAUGCAAUACAUCGUGAAGCAAUGUUCAAGAACCAGGCAGACUAUCCUCUUUUCUGCUACUAUGACAGAGGAAGUUAAAGAUUUAGCUGCGGUAUCUCUCGACAAACCUAUUAAAAUAUUUGUGGAUAGCAAUCAAGAUGUGGCGUUCAACUUGCGUCAAGAAUUUAUUCGUAUACGUAAGGAACGAGAAGGAGAUCGUGAAGCAAUUUUGGCAGCAUUAGUUUGCCGAACUUUCCAUGAUCACGCCAUGGUUUUUGUACAGACAAAAAAGCAGGCUCACAGAUUGCAUAUUUUAUUGGGAUUAUUAGGCAUAAAAGUUGGAGAACUUCAUGGUGAUCUCACACAACCACAACGACUGGAGAAUCUCCGGAAAUUUAAAGACGAGGAAAUUGAUAUUUUAUUAGCGACCGAUGUUGCUGCAAGAGGUUUAGAUAUAAGUGGUGUAAAAACUGUGAUUAAUUUUGUAAUGCCUGCCACCCUUCAACAUUAUAUUCACAGAGUUGGGAGAACCGCAAGAGCAGGACGUGGAGGUGUCUCUGUAUCAUUAGCCGGUGAACAGGAACGUUUUUUGGUUAAAGAAGUUAUUAAACAAGCAAGAAAUCCAGUUAAAAAUAGAAUAAUACCGCCUGAUAUAAUAGAAAAAUACAAUAAGAAAUUACAGUCUCUGGAAUCAGAUGUGGAAAAUAUUUUGCAAGAAGAGAAAAGUGAAAGAGAAUUAGCCAAAAUAGAGAACCAAGCUAAUCGUGUUGAGAAAUUACUUAAAGAUGAAGAUGGCAAAAAUAAGAGGAGCUGGUUCCAAAAUAAGAAGGAAAGAAAAAAGGAGAAAGACAACUUUCGGUUAAGUGGAAAACAAGUUCGUAAAAAGAAAAAUAACGAAGAGCCUUCCAACAUAGUGAAAGAAAAAAAGAAAAAAAUACAAAAUGAACCUACAAAAAAUACAGCGGAAGAUAGAGCCAAGAAAGAAUUAGAGAAGAUAGCUGCCUAUCAAGUACGAUUAGCUAAAAGGAGCAACAAGCAGAAGAAGAUGAAAGUAGUUAUGGAUGAAAGUAAUCGCGACUUCGCUAAAAAAGGGUCACUAAAACGCCGAAAAUCAUCAUUUGUCAAUGAUUUAACAGAUACAAGUCAAAAAGGGGUUAAAAGAAUGCGAUACGAGGCAAACGUUAAGAUAAGACAAAAUACAUACAAGCCACAACAAAAAAAUAAAUUUGGAGCGAGAAAAGGUCAAAAUAAACGUUUAAAAAAACGUUGAUUUUGUAAUAUGAAAUUGUAUGAUUAAAUGCAUGCCACGUUA